Megachile rotundata (alfalfa leafcutting bee) is the source of this 1506-nucleotide messenger RNA. RefSeq names its product jerky protein homolog-like. Lineage: Eukaryota; Metazoa; Arthropoda; Insecta; Hymenoptera; Megachilidae. The record is from RefSeq and is a predicted model, not a curated record.
AUGCCACCACCUCUUCAACAUCGUCUUGCUCUUAAGAAGAUUCUACAAGAUCGGACAUUUGUCACUCAAAUGGACAAAAAAUUAAUUGAUACAAGGCCUAAUAGAACUUCACGAAAAGAAGAAAUUACUCUUGCAAAACGUUUAGAAAUUCUCCAGAAGUUAGACAAUGGAGCAAAUCUGCGUGAACUUGCUGCUGAAUAUGGUAUUAACAAAAGAACCAUGCAACGAUAUAGAAGAAAUGCAGCAUCAAUUCGGAAACUUUCAGAAACUGCUAUAGAUAUGGGUAUGAAAAGAAGACGAGCAUCAUUGCAUGAAGAUGUAAGUACUAGGUUACAUGCAUGGGUAAUAGAAAGGCGAGCAUUGGGAGAGACUCUAACUGAUAGUACAUUGCAAGAGAAAGCAAAACAAUUCCACAAAGAAAUUGGUGGUUCAUCACAUUUUGCAGCCAGUCGUGGUUGGCUGUGGCGUUUUAAAAAGAGAUAUAACUUGCGUUCUGUGGGCACCCAUAAAGAAAAACUAGAUGAAACUGAAUUAGCUGUAGAAAAUUUUGGAAAAGAAUUAACAGAACUGAUAAGUAAGGAAAAUAUUGAUGAAGAAAAUAUAUACAAUUUGGAAGAAACACGUUUAAUGUGGAAAGCCCUUCCUCAAAAAUUGUUAGAUCAAGAUGAGGAACAAAUGAAAGAUAAGAAAAAAAAUUACAUCACUAUUGCAUAUUGUGCAAAUGCCACUGGCACACAUAAACUACCGUUACUUGUAAUUAAUAAGUAUCCUAAUCCAAGAGCUUUAAAACAUUGUAAACACCUUCUACCAGUAAUAUAUAAAAGUGAAAGUAACAAUGAAUUAGAUGAAACUAUUUUUAAAGAUUGGUAUAUCAAUCAUUUUAAAUCCAGUGUGAGACAACACUUACUGCAAAAGCAGGAAGAGAAGAAAGUGCUAUUACUAGUUGACAAUUUUAAAAGGCAUAUGCUUCCAAAAGAAGCACAAGAUGAUUUUCAGUUUAAAUUAAUGUUUUUACCAUCUUAUGCAUCUUCAACUAUUCAGUCAAUGGAGCAAGGCAUAAGUGAAAAACUUAAAAAGUUGUUUCGAUAUAAAUUACUACAACGAGUGUCAAAAUUUGAUGGUGGAAUUCGACAGUUUUAUGCUGAUUAUGAUAUAAAAGAUUGUAUUGACUUGAUUUUUGAAUCAUGGAACGAUAUAACAGUAGCAAACAUUAAAACUUCAUGGAACAAACUUCUAAAUCAAUCAUCUUUGGAUGAGAAUAGUGAACAACAGGAUUUCAGAAUCAAAAUGGAAGAAAUUUCUUCUACAGAAAUAGCAGAAUGGUUUUCAGAAUGUGAAGAAGCAGAAGCAACCAUUGAAGAAACUACAGAACAAUCCUGUUGUCCCAUAGAAGAAGAGGAAAUUUACCGCAUGUUUCACAAUUUAACAAAUUGGGCUGAAAUGGAACCUGAAUUUGGUAUUCAGUGGAGAGAAAAUAUAGUUGGACUUUCCCACAACUUUCCUUGA